This is a messenger RNA of Penicillium cataractarum, 2781 nucleotides long. RefSeq names its product putative kinesin family protein (KinA). Gene Ontology annotation, biological process: microtubule-based movement; mitotic spindle organization. The record is from RefSeq and is a predicted model, not a curated record. The transcript has 5 exons. Gene Ontology annotation, molecular function: ATP binding; microtubule motor activity; microtubule binding. NCBI's taxonomy places the organism in Eukaryota, Fungi, Ascomycota, Eurotiomycetes, Eurotiales, Aspergillaceae. Bases 1 to 2781 code for a protein of 926 amino acids.
AUGGCGUCCUCGGGGUCCAACACCAUUAAGGUGGUUGCCAGAUUCCGCCCCCAGAACAAGGUUGAAUUGGCCUCCGGUGGCAAGCCAGUCGUUGGAUUCGAGAGCGAGGAGUCAUGUAUUAUCAACUCAAAUGAGGGCACUGGCUCCUUUACCUUCGAUCGGGUAUUUCCUAUGGACACAGCCCAGGCCGAUAUCUUCGACUUCUCGAUCCGCCCAACCGUCGACGAUAUUCUAAAUGGUUACAAUGGAACGGUGUUUGCGUACGGUCAGACCGGUGCGGGAAAGUCGUACACCAUGAUGGGUUCCGAUAUCGAUGACGAUGUGGGCAAGGGUGUUAUCCCCCGUAUUGUCGAGCAAAUCUUCGCCAGUAUCUUGACGAGUCCGAGCAAUAUCGAAUACACCGUGCGGGUCAGUUACAUGGAGAUUUACAUGGAGCGGAUUCGCGAUUUGCUGGUGCCGCAGAACGACAACCUACCGGUUCACGAGGAGAAGUCCCGUGGAGUCUACGUCAAAGGAUUGCUGGAGGUGUACGUCUCCAGCGUGCAAGAGGUCUACGAAGUGAUGCGCCGGGGUGGAAAUGCUCGAGCGGUGGCCGCAACCAACAUGAACCAGGAGUCGUCGCGAUCGCACUCGAUUUUCGUCAUUACCGUCAGCCAGAAGAACGUGGAGACGGGAUCGGCCAAGAGCGGCCAGCUCUUCUUGGUGGAUUUGGCUGGUAGUGAGAAGGUUGGCAAGACGGGAGCCAGUGGUCAAACUCUGGAGGAAGCCAAGAAGAUCAACAAGAGUUUGAGUGCGCUGGGCAUGGUCAUUAACGCUCUCACCGAUGGAAAAUCGAGUCACGUUCCCUACCGUGAUUCGAAGCUCACUCGUAUCCUGCAGGAAUCGCUGGGUGGUAACUCUCGAACCACUCUGAUUAUCAACUGUUCGCCCAGUAGCUACAACGACGCAGAGACCAUCUCGACUCUGCGGUUCGGUGUUCGUGCCAAGGCUAUUAAGAACAAGGCCAAGGUCAAUGCCGAGCUUAGCCCUUCGGAGCUUAAGCAGCUUUUGCGCAAGGCUCAGACUCAAGUGACCAGCUACGAGACCUAUAUAUCCGCUCUGGAGGGAGAAGUCAGCCAGUGGCGCAGUGGAGACAGCGUCCCCAAGGACCACUGGACUCCAGCUCGGGGCAACGAAAUCGUGAAUGCUGCAAAGGCUGAAUUCCGCGGACCUCGACCGGGCACCCCAUCCCGUCUGCAGGAGACUGCUCGCUCAGAAACACCUCGCCCCGAUUCUCGCGUGGGUGAUCGCUCUAGCACGCCCAGCCUGGUGCUGGAGAAAGACGAGCGCGAGGAGUUCCUUCGCCGGGAGAAUGAAUUGCAGGACCAGAUCGCGGAGAAGGAAACUCACAUUGCCAAUGUUGAGCGUAGUCUUCGUGAUGUUCGGGAGGAGUUGAAGUCGUUGAAGGAGAAUGCUGGAAGCUCGGUCAAAGACAACGAGCGUCUGGGUUCUGAAGUCAACGAGCUUCGCAUGCAGUUGGAGAAGGUGUCGUAUGAGAGUAAGGAGGCGGGCAUCACGAUGGAUGGCCUGCGGGAAGCCAACGCGGAGCUGACCGGUGAGCUGGAUGAGGUGAAGCAGCAGCUCCUGGACGUCCGCAUGAAGGCUAAGGAGACCACCGCGGCGUUGGAUGAGAAGGAAAAGAAGAAGGCGGAGAAGAUGGCCAAGAUGAUGGCUGGCUUUGAUCUUGGUGACGACUUGUUUUCCACAAAUGAGCGCAAGUUGCAGGGUUGGAUCUCACAUGUCAAAUCUCUUCACGAGGUGAGCGCUGCCGGGGGCACGAUUGCGCCUGACGAUCUUCUUGAGCUGGAAACUGGUCUUCUGGAAACGCAAGGAAUUAUUCGACAAGCUGAGCUCACUAUGAAUGACCGAGGCGAAUCUGGCGCGGGGCAGGACAGCCGUUACGCCGAGCUGUUGAAGGAGUUCGAUGGCUUGCUCCGUGAUUACGAGGAAUCUGUCACCCGCAACGUGGGUGAAGGGGAUGUGGAAGAGGUUCUCCAACGCGUGGAGAAGGUCUUUGACCGCCGAAAGGAGGUUGAGACCGCCGCUAUCGAACACCUUCAAAUUCAGAUCACCCAGAAGGACGAGGAACUCAACAAGAUGCGACAAUCGGUACCGCAGAACAAGAACGGAAACUCGACCUACCGCGCCGUUGCCGACGAUCUGGAGCAGCGGAUUGCCGAAUUCGACGCCAUGAAGAAGUCGCUUAUGCGUGAUCUCCAGAACCGUUGCGAACGGGUCGUCGAGCUUGAAAUCUCCCUGGAUGACGCACGCGAGCAGUACAACAACGUGCUGCGUUCCUCCAACAGCCGCGCCCAACAGAAGAAGAUGGCCUUCCUCGAACGCAAUUUGGAGCAGUUGACGUCUGUUCAGCGUCAGCUGGUGGAGCAGAACAGUCUGUUCAAGAAGGAGGUUGCUAUCGCAGAGCGGAAGCUGCUUGCACGAAAUGAUCGCAUUGCCAGCCUUGAGAGCUUGCUCCAGGAGAGCCAGGAGAAGUUGACUCAGGCCAACCACCGAUUCGAAGCCCAACUCACUGCCGUGAAGGAGCGCCUGGAGGCUGCCAAGCAGGGCUCCACCCGAGGCCUCCCCGAUGGCAAUGGGAGUUUCAGCUUUGGAGGAUCGCGCAUUGCGAAGCCACUGCGUGGCGGGGGCGGGUCGGACGGGCCGGCGAAUGCGAACAUCGCGGGCGUGCAAUCGCAGGAGGCAUCGGGCAAGCGCUCGAGCUGGUUCUUCGACCGUAAAUGA